AUGUUCAAGUUCCAGUUCGAGAACGAAGAAGACGACAGUCCGCAACACAUCAACCAACCCCAAAUCAAAACAACGACACAUGAUGCUGCACCAUCUAAGCGCUUAUCUCCGUUACCAUCGCAAACGCCAUACAAAGGAUCGCUCCUCUCCAUAACUCCCAAAACACAGCUAUAUCAACGUGACGUGGCAGACCUCCGUACGUCCAUGCUACAGUCUUCUGCAUCUUCCGAUGAAUCGUGGAUCAAGGACACAUUCAAUGAAAGUGGCAGUGAUGUUAUACUUGGGAGAUAUGAAGGUGGCUUCAAGACUUGGGAAAGCAGUCUAGAUCUUGUGGGAGUGCUGGAGCGUAUUGACGAUGCGUGGUGGAGUGGGAAGAACGUAUUAGAGUUGGGAUGCGGGCAAGCUCUACCAGGAAUGUACUGCCUCAUUCACGGUGCUAAAGUUACGUUUCAAGACUAUAAUGAAGAAGUGCUUACACUUCUUACCCUUCCAAACACAAUCCUAAACACCUCUUCCCCGUCCCAAAAACCAAAAUCAAUCACAGCACAAUCUCAACCACCUCAGACCGCCUCAUUCAUAUCAGGCGACUGGCUCACAACACCCACUCUCCUCUUACCCAACUCAUUCGAUGUGAUACUCACCGCCGAAACGGUAUACCAUGCUGAAUUCCACGCUCGUCUCUUCGAGCUAAUCAAGUAUGCACUAAAGCCUACUGGAUCAGUGUAUCUCGCAGCAAAGACCAAUUAUUUCGGAUGUACAGGUUCACUUCCUCAGUUCCGCGCUCUUGUUGCGCAAGAUGGGAGUAUGGAAUGGACUACUGUGUUUGCUGUAACAGAGACGGUGCGACGGGAGGUUGUCAAGAUGGUGUUUAAACAGUGA
Molecule: messenger RNA, 879 nt
Organism: Synchytrium microbalum
Lineage: Eukaryota; Fungi; Chytridiomycota; Chytridiomycetes; Synchytriales; Synchytriaceae
Exons: 6
Coding region: 1-879 (292 amino acids)
Biological process (GO): peptidyl-histidine methylation, to form tele-methylhistidine
Molecular function (GO): protein-L-histidine N-tele-methyltransferase activity
Source: RefSeq, a predicted model, not a curated record